Orussus abietinus is the source of this 1431-nucleotide messenger RNA. RefSeq names its product tRNA pseudouridine synthase-like 1. Gene Ontology annotation, molecular function: RNA binding; pseudouridine synthase activity. The coding region runs from base 234 to 1055 and encodes 273 amino acids. The record is from RefSeq and is a predicted model, not a curated record. The transcript is spliced from 6 exons. Gene Ontology annotation, biological process: tRNA pseudouridine synthesis. Lineage: Eukaryota; Metazoa; Arthropoda; Insecta; Hymenoptera; Orussidae.
UCUGCUCGUAAUCAAUCUCCCAACUCGUUUCUGUUCGGAAUUGCAAUAUAAUUUUGUUUAAGAGUAUAUAAAAAAAAUAUCGACAUAAGUCAAUUACAUCAUGACGAGAUACUUAAUAUUUUUGUCUUACAUUGGUACCCGUUACAGGUAUUUACAGGGGAAUACAAAAACUCACAUUAAAACAAAAAUUACAAGAUACCGAUACCAUUCAAGGAGCAUUAGAGUUGGCAUUGAUGACAGUACCAGGAUGCACAAAUAAUCCAGUAUUUUCAACUUCUAGCAGGACAGAUGCUGGAGUUCAUGCAUUAUGUAACAGUGGCCACGUGGACCUCACAAAUAAGUAUAAUAAGGUCUAUGAACCAGUAUCAUUAAGAGACUGGUUGAAUCGUUACUUCAAAAAUUGUUCUCACGAAAUAAGAAUUUUAUCAUGCAUACCUGUGAUGCCUGAUUAUCACAGUAGAUAUAAUGCAGCUCAUCGUACUUAUAUAUAUCGGCUACUGGUCCCUAAGGAUAAUUGUGAGAAGACAUUACCUGUGAAUGAAAUAGAUCGUUGUUACCUCUUGAAGUCUUCCAACUUUGACGUAGACAAAGCAAGAAGCGUAUUACACCUUUUUCAAGGACGUAGGGAUUAUAAAACCUUUACACGUAUUUUGUCGAAUGAUACAAGAAUUAAGUUUGUACGAAAGUUGGAGCAAUUGACCAUUGAAGAAGGUCGUCCUCUACUACCAGAAGAUCCCCAUGCUACAAACUUUCAUUACUGGAAUAUCGUUUGUUCUGCUAAAGGAUUUUUGUAUAAUCAGGUUCGUCGAAUUGUUGCAUCUCUAAUCGCAGUAGGGCAAGGUCUUUUGACGGAAAAAGACGUUUACGUUAUGUUGACAGUUCCCUCAACAUCAAACUGGAAUACUCGAGCUUCCACAGCUCCAAGUUGUGGUUUAUUCCUUACUAAAGUGCACUAUGAUCCUGAAAACUUGAGAAAGAACACAUUGUCAGAAAGUUUGGAAGCACAGUUUUGCCUAAAUCGAGAGAAAAAGAAAAAAAAUAUCUCUGUAUCUUGAAACCUAAUAAUUCAAUACUAGUCUAAUUUAUUGAUCUAUCUACUUCAAACUAUUGGAUUACGAACAUAGUAUGCACAAGAAGCACGAGUCAUAUUGUUUGUAUCAAUUGGACGUUUGCCUUGUUGUAAAAUACUUUAAUACUACCAACACUACUCAGGAAACAGGGGAAUCCUACUUGGGGAAACAUUGUUUAGUUAAUAUAAAAUUAAAUAUUUUUAGUUCCCCUUGUAUUUUUCUAAGUACAAUGUUUCCUACAUUUGUUGGAUUAACUGGAUUCUAUCCAUUUUAUUUAAUUGAAAAUAAAGGAAACAUUUUCUUAACGAGACGAUCUGAUACAUUUAAAGCGUAGAGAAAUAUUUUAGUUAAUAGCAGCAGA